This is a messenger RNA of Sciurus carolinensis (gray squirrel), 2080 nucleotides long. It is a transcript of the gene Gna15, whose product is annotated as G protein subunit alpha 15. The record is from RefSeq and is a predicted model, not a curated record. Gene Ontology annotation, molecular function: G-protein beta/gamma-subunit complex binding; GTPase activity; guanyl nucleotide binding. Gene Ontology annotation, biological process: adenylate cyclase-modulating G protein-coupled receptor signaling pathway; phospholipase C-activating dopamine receptor signaling pathway; action potential. Gene Ontology annotation, cellular component: heterotrimeric G-protein complex. Bases 383 to 1555 code for a protein of 390 amino acids. Lineage: Eukaryota; Metazoa; Chordata; Mammalia; Rodentia; Sciuridae. The transcript has 7 exons.
UGCUGUAAAGCGCGGGGUGACGGCUUGGUGGCGCGCACGCUCGGGGGCCCCGGCCUCCCCGAUCCUCAAGUCCCUAGGAGCAGAGGCCACGCCCGUCCCCGUCGGAGGGGCCGCUCCGACAGCGUCAGCCCGGGCCCUGGGCAGCGGGAGGGAGCCGCCCACCACCUACCUGUCGCGCGGGCCGGGCAGGUCACGGCGGGCCCUCCCCCUGCGCCCCGCCGGCCCGCCCUGUUCCCAGCACUUGGCCUCCUGCGCUCGCGGCUCCCCGUGGCCCAGCGGCGACGUCGGGGCCUGGGCACCGAGGAGCGCCGUGCCCAGCGCCGCUGGGGUGCCUGCCCUGCGGCCGGGGCGAUGCCCUGCGGUGCCCGCUGAGGCCGGCAGCAUGGCCCGGUCGCUGACCUGGCGCUGCUGCCCCUGGUGCCUGACCGAGGAGGAGAAGGCGGCCGCGCGCGUGGACCAGGAGAUCAGCAGGAUCCUGCUGGAGCAGAAGAAGCAGGACCGCGGGGAGCUGAAGCUGCUGCUGCUGGGGCCUGGCGAGAGCGGCAAGAGCACCUUCAUCAAGCAGAUGCGCAUCAUCCACGGCGCCGGCUUCUCGGAGGAGGACCGCAAGGGCUUCCGGCCGCUGGUCUACCAGAACAUCUUCAUGUCCAUGCAGGCCAUGAUCGAGGCCAUGGGCCGGCUGCAGAUCCCCUUCAGCAGGCCCGAGAGCGAGCACCACGCCAGCCUGGUCAUGAGCCAGGACCCCUACAAAGUGACCACGUUCGAGAAGCCCUGUGCCCUGGCCGUGCAGUGCUUGUGGCGGGACGCGGGCGUCCGGGCCUGCUACGAGCGACGGCGGGAGUUCCACCUGCUGGACUCGGCGAUAUACUACCUGUCCCACCUGGAGCGCAUCACUGAGGAGGGCUACGUGCCCACGGCCCAGGACGUCCUGCGGAGCCGCAUGCCCACCACCGGCAUCAACGAGUACUGCUUCUCUGUGCAGAAAACCAACCUGCGGAUCGUGGACGUCGGUGGCCAGAAAUCGGAGCGCAAGAAGUGGAUCCACUGCUUCGAGAAUGUGAUGGCGCUCAUCUACCUGGCCUCGCUGAGCGAGUACGACCAGUGCCUAGAGGAGAACAGCCGGGAGAACCGCAUGAAGGAGAGCCUGGCCCUGUUCGGCACCAUCCUGGAGCUGCCCUGGUUCCGGAGCACCUCGGUCAUCCUCUUCCUCAACAAGACCGACGUCCUGGAGGAGAAGAUCCCCUCCUCCCACCUGGACACCUACUUCCCCAGCUUCCAGGAUCCGAGGGAAUCUACAUGUGCACUCCGUCUCCUGGCCCGGGGGCCAGAGCGCGUCUCCCGCUGGUGGCUGGCCUCCCCUCUCGUCGAAUCCUGCUGGCCCCGGUCACCACCACAAGCAGGAGCAGCAGCUGACAGGCCCGCUGCCCCAGGGGCUCGGCAGGGCUGGCUCUGCUCUGGUUUGAAGCCCAGCGUGUGGGGACUUAUCUCGCCAGGAUGGACACGGGGCCAAGGCUCAGGACAGUGCAGAGCCGUCAGCAGCAGAGGCCGGACUUGAACCCAGGCCGUCAGGACCCGGAGCUGGAGCCUCCGCCCGCUGCCACUCUGGCCCAGGAAAGCCUGUGUGACGCGCUGGGCCCUCUCCAGAGCGGCCUCCUGGUCUCGGCCCCGGAGGCCUCGACCGCUGGGCUGGUGGAGGUCAGGGACGGGCCCCUGCAGCUCAGCAGAGCCAGUUAGGCCUCGGGCAGCCCUGAGUUCGCCCUGCGCUUUCCGGGCCUCCUCCCCGAGCCCCAAAGUGCCCCUCCAGGGGUGACCAGGCGACUGGGACGCCCUCCCCACCUUUGGCCUCGCAGCUCCAGGUUCCCAAACCCCAGCCAAGAGCCAGGGUCUGUUUUGAGCUAGACUCUGCCCGGAGUCCCAGGACGGAGUCCACUGACCCGUCUCCCGUCACAUGGUCCUUGUGAGCCCAUCCUUGGUGCUCCUGCUGGCGUGACCAGCGAUGCCCACAAAGGUGGCACCAACCAGUGAUGACAGCAGGCGUGGCCCUGGGGCCUUCCCGCCCUGCCUGACGCCCUGCGCUCCU